Molecule: messenger RNA, 6615 nt
Organism: Chelmon rostratus (copperband butterflyfish)
Lineage: Eukaryota; Metazoa; Chordata; Actinopteri; Chaetodontiformes; Chaetodontidae
Gene: gas2l1
Product: growth arrest-specific 2 like 1
Exons: 5
Coding region: 501-3794 (1097 amino acids)
Biological process (GO): actin crosslink formation; regulation of microtubule polymerization or depolymerization; protein localization to microtubule plus-end
Cellular component (GO): cytoplasm; actin filament; stress fiber
Molecular function (GO): microtubule binding; cytoskeletal adaptor activity; actin filament binding
Source: RefSeq, a predicted model, not a curated record
CAACACAUCCAGAGAGGCGGGCCUAUGUGCGGGGAGGAUGAGCAGCGGGCUCGGUGCUGCUCAGCGGUCGUGAUUUCACCGAUGCGGAGCUGAGCGGACGCACAGACAUGGUGACACGUGGAUUUUUGCCGGAGAGAGGACCCGCCGGCCGCCGGGCGGAUUAACCGCUCGUCGCAUGGGUGUGUAUCGGCGUCCCGGACUGCUCCGCUCUCCUUCCCACUCCGGGACCCGGCGAUGCGCUCUUUAAAGGAAACGGGUUUCGCAGGGACAUCCGGAAAACGCAUGCAUGCGCCACGGCCACUCCGCAUCCAGAUAUGCCUCUGACAACACAAAGCCCGGUUUCAAGGAGCCCCGAUAAGAAACCACGCAUGCAAAUCGGCAUGGGUGCAUCCACACGGUUAUUUCGCUACAUUGCGCGGAUGAGGCUUUGGAGCGCAGUUGUGCAAUGAGAUCGGGAAUUAUCAAGUAGACUUUAUUGAUAGGCUACACAAUCCGACAAUAUGGCUGAUCAGAGCAACAUCCAGUCCGCCGCCUCCAAGAGCAUUCGGCCCUUUAAAUCUAGCGAAGAAUACCUGUAUGCCAUGAAGGAGGAUCUGGCUGAAUGGCUGAACACCCUGUACGACCUAGAUAUCACUGCGGACACCUUCAUGGAUGGGCUGGAGACGGGCUGUGCCCUCUGUCGGCACGCCAACAACGUGAACCGCGCAGCGCAGGACUUCCAGCUGGAAUACCCGGAGGCUGCACAGUCCAUGAAGGUGCCGUCUAAAGAUGUUGUCUUUCAGUCACGCAACGUUGUCCCCGGCUCGUUCCUGGCGCGGGAUAACGUGUCCAAUUUCAUCAGCUGGUGCAGGCAGGAGCUCUGGAUCAAGGACGUCCUCAUGUUUGAGACCAACGACUUGGUGGAGAGAUGCAACGAGAAGAAUUUUGUCCUGUGCCUCCUCGAGGUGGCGCGACGUGGGUCCAAAUUCGGCAUGUUGGCCCCCAUGUUGAUCCAGCUGGAGGAGGAGAUCGAAGAGGAGAUCCGGGACCAGGAGAGCCAGCGGAUCGAUGCGGGGGAGCCAGUGGAGCAGAGCCCGCCCAGCAGGUGCUUCAGUCGGAAGGAGAGCUGUAAGAAUGUGGAGGAUGAGGAUGAGCCUGAUCCUGAGCCGUUCAUCUGGCAGCAGAAGAGAGUUCUAUGUGACAUGCGAAAUUUGGAUGAGUUGGUGCGGGAGAUUCUGGGCCAGUGUUCCUGUCCAGCUCAGUUUCCCAUGAUCAAGGUGUCGGAGGGGAAGUACAAAGUGGGAGACUCCAGUGCGUUGAUCUUCAUAAGGGUCCUUCGUACUCAUGUGAUGGUGCGUGUUGGAGGGGGCUGGGACACAUUAGAGCACUAUUUGGACAAGCAUGACCCGUGUCGCUGUGCUGCUUUUGCCCAUCGCUACCACCAGGCCAAAGCCAGUGGCCAAGGUCAGGGAGGCCAGAGCAAGUCCUCGAGUGCCCACUCCUCACGCUCCACCAGCCCAGGUCCACACUGGCGAAAUGAUGGCAUCGCACCUUACAAGCAGCCUGACAGGCGCUCCUUGGAGCCCCCAUCUGCUCCAUGUGCAUCCACCUCCUCCACGCGGCCUGGCCACUCUCAGAACCCUUCUGGCUCCGCCGAGCUCGACUCCGGUGCAGCACGCACUCUACUCCCACGGCCGCCACGAGACCGCUCAGAACCCCGCCACUUUAAUCCUCUCAGGAAUAAGGAGACAAAGUUACCAGUGACAAGACGUCUGUCUGGAGACAGUGACUCCUCCACAGCCUCCUCUAAGGGAGGAGGAGGAGGAGGAGGAGGAGGAGGGCGGUACUCUGGUGCCUCACGGCGUUCUGGUGAAGAGGUAAUCCUGCUUGUCAAUCGCAAGGAGGGGAAGCAUAUGAUUGAGAGACCCGGAGGCAGAAAUCAGACCCCAUCUCUGCGGCCCUCAAUUCCCCGUGCACGCAGCCAGUCUCGCGAACGUCCUGCGCUCACUCCAAUACUCAAACCCAACCCACCACAAGGAUCCUCUGAUGGGUCGCGAACAUCCCGCACAGAGAGGGGACGCUCUCUUGGAAACGAGGGCCCAAGGAGGGUACAUGGUCCACGUUCUCACAGCCAGAGUAAGUUAUCUAGCCGUACACGGUCAAGCGAUGCCAGCCCGGGACCCGCUUCCUGCUACAGAGACCCUCAACCCCCGCCUUUAGACAGGCGAGAGGACCUUCGGGCAAAACAAGUGCCCCCAUCCUCUCCUAGAAUGGGUGGUGGGUUCAGUAAGAGGCAGUCGUCCUCAUGUUCUAACUCACCUAUUAAAGCGGUUCAAAACAACAAUAGUAGCCCCAGCAAGAAGACUAUAACUACUCCCAGACCUCCUGCCCCUCGCUCACCCUCCAUAGGAAAAGGCAGACUGCUCCCACCAGUUACCUCAGGAGGUCGGCGUUCACCGCACUCAUCGCCCCGCAACUCACACCAUCAUGCUGCCCGCUCCCCUCGGACAUUACAAGGCCCUCGCUCUGCUGGCCGAGGUCACCAUAGAAACUGGUCUGGCAUGGAGCGCCAGGAGCCAGAGGAGGAAGAACUGGGCCUUGGCUUCCAGAUGCUGCCAGCAUUAGACCCCCAGAGGGAGCAGGACCUAUAUCGCAGCUUUGAGGCUGAGUUUCUGGCCAAUACACAGCAGGGUAGAGGAGUGUCUAGCAGAGCCCCAGGAGGAGCAACCCUACAGGGAGUUGGGACACAUUCAGUGCCCGCCCCCACUGAUCCUAAUGUCACUGACUCUGCUUAUUCCUCCUCUAACUCCUCCACAUCCUCCCUGAAUGUGGGUGCAAAGUUAGGAACUCUGCCUGACCUCAGGGAAUCCAAGAGAACUAUUCCUCGUCACUUCCCACUGGAGGACCCCUUACAUUUACUACAUGGACACAAUUUUGGAGGACCUCACAACUUUGGUCAAGGAGAGCCUGAGCAUUGGGGGAGCCGUGGAGGAGGUCUCAAGAAGCUCCCGGCCAUCUCCAGCUCCAUAGAAGAGAGGGACCUUCCAUCGUCCCUGCCUGGUCUUAGAGACACAGACUCAGACAGAUUGAUGAAUCAGGUCCCCUCACAACCUGCUUUCCACUGUAGGAAUAUGAAUGGAGACCAUGGAGGUUUUCCUCCUACAGGGGGGCUGACAGAUCAGCAGGAUCAGCUUGGCUGGGGCACAGGGCCUGAAGGAGAUAUUCCUCUGGAGAAUCACCAGCCAAACUUACCUUAUGACCUAGAAAAUAGUGACGGCAGUGAUGACCUCCCACCCCCAGAGGCUUGUCCGUCACCUGUGCCCCUCCCCCCCUCCGAGGACUGCUCCUUCCAGGAUUCCUCUAGUGAAAACUCUUCUAUGUGCUUCAGCCUGAGCGAAUCCCGCUCGGAGUCCCCCCCACCAUCCUCACCCCUGGCCAAUGGGGACACCGAUGGAGAAGUGCUGCACACUAAGAAAGGGCAAAAGAAAGGAGACAGGGUGGGCUGUAUCUCAAAGCACAAACUGAGAACCAGGAUCAGGCCCCGCAUUGACAACAGGCCAGAAAACAGCCCCUCACGUAUCCCCACCCCGGUCAGCUACAGAGAUCUGCAGGCUCACAACACGCUUUCCCCAUGCCACACCCCACCACUGUCACCUCAGAGCUCGCACUCUACUGGUCAUCCAGCCACAUGCAAGAGCCUGCACCAGGCUUUCACAGACAUGAUCCAUCCUCAACCACGUUCCCCAGCCAUGGGCAGCAAAGAUUGCGCCUACCCUGGACAGUCGGGGAGCCUGGACACUGAAGCUUGGAUGUAGCACAAACAGGGAGUUGUUGUCAUGAACUUUGACUACUGUGUAAAAAAACAAGAGACUUAAGACUGGGCUAUAGACUGUUUUCAUUGCAUGUCUAACACUCAUUCUUUCUCACUUAGUUUCUCCCCUGAAUUUUGCAGGGCGAUCACGUUGCUUUUAUUUUGCACUCAAGCCAAAUUAUUUAUUACCAAAGGAAUGGUCUUUGAUAUUACUUUUACUGUAAUUUUAAUGCGUGCAUGGGGAUGCUUUUGCCAAUCAUAAGGUGUUUUUUUGCAAGACACUUGUGAAAUUCUCAUGGUUGAUUCAGAGAGAGAGAGAGCAUAUGUGCUGCCAUGUGCCCCAUUGAGGGGCAUGGUAAAGUGCCAGGGAUUUAAAGCUGCGACUCUAUGGAUAGCGUAAACACUAAACCUCCAGUCACGUGGAUUGGCUCCCUCUUGUGGUUUGUCACAGCAUCUCAGCUUGCCUUUAUAGUCAAAUUACUGGUAUGACUGUGAUAUUUUCAGUGUCUCCACAUCAGUGGUCUUCACAUGUAACUCAUUAUACUCAUAUUUACAAUAUAGUAAUAGGUAACAUAGACAAAGGUACCCCAUCAUUCUUCCGACUUCAUGAACAUUACAUGCACUACCAAUCCCUGUACAGUUGUUAUUCAUGUCUGCCGUCACCUUUUCACAACAGUUGAUGUAGUCGAGAUUGAUAGUAUUUGUUUUUAAAUUCUUAAUUGUGUUACAGGUUUUCAACAUUAUGUUUAAUGCAGUAAAACAUUUAACUUUAUUUCUAUAUUUUAAGUGGACUAAGUGUAAAAAUAUGAGGAGCGGUGAAGGUUGUAUUACUUUGUGUCAUUGUCACUGAAACAGAAAUGUGGAGAGCUCUUCCUCUGACCAAACUGCACUCUGGAAAACAAUGCUACAUACAUACAUGUGCAAAAGUCAAAAACUUCGGAGAAUGAAUGUGUAUAUAGAUGUUGAUGUGCUCACUAAUAGAUGUGGGUAUUUUGUAAAUAUAUAUAAAAAGGUAUUGACUAUACAGUUUAAUGUACAUAUUCACUGUAAACAGUUCUGUGCUGCCUUAGCUAUGCAAUAUUGGUGUUGGAAAUGCCUUGACGAUUCCCUUUGCCUUAAAAUUUAUUCGCAGGUUAGUUUUUGAAUGUUUUUGCUGGACAUCACUAAGACCUAUUCGGGAACACUACAUUGCCAUCAUGAACUGUUUAUCAUGAUAGAAAUUGAAGAGUUUUGAGUGUGAAUGUGGAAAAAAGUGAGGAACAUUGCCAAAUUGAAUUAUAAAUUAUACUUGAUAUAGGUGUGCAAUUCAUUGUAAAGAUCCAUAAUUUAUUGCCUCUGAAUCCUAUUAGCUGUUUUGAAACACAAGAAGCCAGAUAACCUACUUAGCACGUUGAUUUCAAAGACAUGUCACAAACUAUGGUGACAUCUAGUGGAUGAAGAAAGACACGUUUUACUCAGAGUGAAAAGGGAUACUGUGUGUUUUCCUGACACAGAAGUACUCUUUCCCCCAUACUUUUGGAAUGACAUGUCUGGUGCUGAUUAAAGCCAAUAACAAUGGUAUUAUGAGGUGAAGUUUGAUGGAUGAAGAAUGAUUUUGACUUGAGUGUCUACAUGUGUGCAUGAAUAAUAGAUACUGUAACUGGAUAUGUUCUCUCGUCGAGCUCUUGCACAGUUGUGAAGAGCAUGAAAGGCCAGACUCCAGCUACUGUACUUCUGUUUUUUUGUAUUUAACGGAUGUGGACUUUGUAAAAUAUAUUUGAAAGUGGAAAUGUGGGAAUUGUAGUGUCAGUACCCUGCAGAAACCUCAUAACUUCCAAUAACAUCUUGUUGCCAGUUAAGAGAGGUUGGCAGCCAUUUGUUUUUGAAGUUCUUACAAUAGUUUUGAUAAAUCUCCUCCGGAGAGAUUGUAGGGACAAUGUCAAUAAGUAAGUAAGAAAGAAAACAUUCAUGGAUAAGAUCUUUUUGCAUGGCACUGACACAGUGAGUAGGCUAGAAAAAGAGUGUGCAUAUAUUUGUGUACAUAUUGUAUGAGAAUAUUCGCAGAGUUGAAGUGAAAAGGGGAGUGAUGUUGGUCUAAUUUAUUUAUUUAUGAAAUUAAGCGGCAUUGGGCUCAAGUGACAUUAAGUGUUAAAGAAAAUCCAAAUGAGGUGGGGCCCAACAUGUAGUAACAUCCUGUAUUUAAAGAUAAAGAACAGUAUACUGUAAAGAGAAAUAAUAAUGAGAAUAGCUGCCAGUUUAAAAACUGACAUGAUCCUACAGACAAGCUAAACUGUCAAAAUACACAGAUAAGCAAUGAUUUGAUUUCAUGCCAGCUCCUCAUUGCUACAAAUAAUUUAUAAUGUAUCAGUAUUGUUAGAGCUACAUUGGUCCAAUAUGUUGUCGGUUAUCAGUUUCACCUGUAUAAACAGAUUUUUACUUGUAUUCUAAUUGCUUUCAAUUUUAAUUUGUUUUGGCUUUAGCAUUUUAAUCAACUCGUUUAAAAUCUACCAGUUACGUGAACUGUGACUUCAUACAAACAUGCCAUGACAUUUGGUUAUCAUUCACAAAAAAAGGGUGAUUGUCUUUAUAAAAUCUUUGUCCUGCACAACUCCAUGCAAAUGUCAUGAAACUCUCUCUCCUUCUCUCUAUCCCUAAUCAGCGAAAUCUGAAUGUCCAUGAUCAGACAAUUUCUUUUUGCUAAUGUUAUUUUCACUAAAACUUCAGUUAAAAUGUACAGAUUGCUUGACAUUGUGGAAUUAGUAUGUAUGAAAUGGCAAUACUGCAACAUUUCACUGUUUUUUGAAGUUGAAAACGCUGUCAAGUUGUUCUUGUAAUAAAUAUUUUCC